UGUUCUGUGCAAGUAGCCCCAGGAAGAAAAGCAGUUAUAAGGAGGCAGCUAUUGAGCUUGGAGAAGAAUUGGUUUCAAAGAACAUUGAUUUGGUUUAUGGAGGAGGGAGUGUUGGCUUGAUGGGGUUGAUUUCCCAAGCUGUUUAUGAUGGUGGUAGACAUGUCAUUGGAGUUAUCCCCAAGACACUCAUGCCUAGAGAGAUAACUGGAGAAACAGUGGGGGAAGUGAAGGCAGUAGCAGACAUGCACCAAAGGAAGGCAGAGAUGGCUAAGCACUCAGAUGCCUUUAUUGCCUUACCUGGUGGCUAUGGGACUCUUGAAGAACUUCUUGAAGUGAUCACAUGGGCCCAGCUGGGAAUCCAUGAUAAACCUGUGGGAUUGUUGAAUGUGGACGGGUUUUAUAACUCAUUGUUGUCGUUUAUUGACAAGGCUGUUGAAGAAGGUUUCAUUAGUCCAACUGCACGACACAUAAUCGUUUCUGCCCCUACUGCUAAGGAGCUAGUGAAGAAAAUGGAGGAAUAUUUCCCACGCCAUGAAAGAGUUGCUUCAAAGCUAAGCUGGGAAAUUGAACAGCUAAGCUACCCCACAAUAUGUGACAUUUCAAGAUGAGCAAAUUAAGACCUGGGGAGAAAGAGGUCGGCCAGCUACCUCUUCUUUGUUGAAAGGAAACUAAUUUUAGAUUACUGAAACCUUUCCCCAACUGGGAAUUCCAUUUUUCUGUAAUUUCCCUUUUUUGUUAGUGUAAACUGAGAAAAAAAAAAGAAAAAAAAAAUUAAUUGACCUCAACAAGUUAUGUAGCUUGAUUAAUUACAACUGUCUUCAAUUUGGAAUUUGGUUUUUAGUUAUAAUGUUCAAUCUAUGCUGAAAUGAUUUGUGUAAUAAUAUUGUAAAGUUCUUUUCUUUUUCAUCCCUUUUUGCAAACUUCUGUAAAUUCAUAUCA
Messenger RNA from Prunus persica (peach), 939 nucleotides. Its product is annotated as cytokinin riboside 5'-monophosphate phosphoribohydrolase LOG1. The coding region runs from base 120 to 608 and encodes 162 amino acids. NCBI's taxonomy places the organism in Eukaryota, Viridiplantae, Streptophyta, Magnoliopsida, Rosales, Rosaceae. Gene Ontology annotation, cellular component: nucleus; cytosol. The record is from RefSeq and is a predicted model, not a curated record. Gene Ontology annotation, molecular function: hydrolase activity, hydrolyzing N-glycosyl compounds. The transcript has 7 exons. Gene Ontology annotation, biological process: cytokinin biosynthetic process.